This is a messenger RNA of Papilio machaon (common yellow swallowtail), 796 nucleotides long. Its product is annotated as chymotrypsin. NCBI's taxonomy places the organism in Eukaryota, Metazoa, Arthropoda, Insecta, Lepidoptera, Papilionidae. Gene Ontology annotation, biological process: proteolysis. The transcript has 4 exons. Gene Ontology annotation, molecular function: serine-type endopeptidase activity. Bases 29 to 796 code for a protein of 255 amino acids. The record is from RefSeq and is a predicted model, not a curated record.
GAAAUAACAAUGUCGAGUAUUCGUAGAAAUGUUGAAGAAAAAGUUAAUGCUGAAUUUCGUUUUAUUACUGUGUAUUUCUUAUGCAAGAUGUAACAAUACGAUGGAACCUUAUGUUAUAGGGGGUGACUUUACAGAUAUAUCUCAUUUUCCACAUUCAGUAUUCUUGAACAUUGAUUGCGUGACUACUUAUAUAUGCGGUUCAUCGAUAUUGAAUCAAAAAAUAUUGCUAACGGCGGCGCACUGUAUUAACGACUGCAAAAGACGAUGGCAAAUAGAAGGUUACGCUGGCCAUGAAAAUCUCAGUAAGGUAAAAGUCAUGAGAACUAUAAAAAAGAUACUAAAGCACGAAAAAUACAACGACCAAUCUAUGGCCAAUGAUAUAGCAUUACUCUAUCUGGAGAGGAGUUUACCUCUUGGUAAAUAUAUACAGCGAGUGACGAUCAGAAGAUGGCAUUCACCCAAUGAAAUUGCCAGUGUCGCGGGAUGGGGCAUUGUCAAUAGAGUAACAAAUAAAGAUACGAUACAUUUGAAAAGAGCCCUGCAGAAAUUAAUAUCGCCGCGGGUGUGCGCCAGCUUCGGCGGCAUGUUCACCGGAAUGAUGUGCGCCAAAAGUCCGGAGAAAAAUACCAGCCCGGCAUCUGGCGAUUCGGGCAGUGCACUCAUCACUAAGGACAUGCAGCAAAUCGGCCUAGUGUCGUACAUAUUUUCCGAGUAUCCCAACAUGCCCAUCUAUACCAACGUCUCUCACUAUUACAAUUGGAUUAAUACUAAAUCCCGUUCUCUACAUUGUAGCUAG